AUGAAAAUAUUUAUUCUCUUAAUCGGUUUACUUUUAUUAUUAAUUGUUAAUGUUAAGGCUCAAUUAACAUGCGAAAAAUACUUUGGUGUUUCUCUUUGUAAUGAAUGUCAAAAGGAACUCUGGAAUUCUGGACAAAGUCCAUCAACAUGCACUUUUUUCAACAAACUUUUUGCGGAAGUUCAAUAUGAUCCUUAUACUUUUAACUAUAACCUAACUUCUUAUGAUAAAGCAGUGAAAAAAGCUUGUUCAAUUGAAUUUUCAUGUACUUACGAGGAGGGUAAACAAAUUUGGGAAAGGGUUGAGGAAAAAUGUGCUAACGAAUUAACAAUUUACGUUGAUUGGAGCGCAAAUCCUUCGUCACUUGAUGAAACUGUUGUCGCACCUUACGCCACUUUAUUACUCUUUUAUUUUGCUGUACCUGAAUAUAGUUCUUUAUGUCAUAAAACUUCAAAUGGAGAAUUGUGCGGUAUAGAAUCUAUUAGACCAUUAGUUGAUUGGCUUAAACAAGAAAUCCCUGAAGGAAAGGUCCAAUUUUCAUAUGAUUUCUUAUUCGCUUAUAAAGAAGAUGGAACUCGUAUUAAAGUUCCUAUGGAAUUAGUAACUAAAUGUAGUGAAUGUGGUAAAAAUAUGAUGAAAGAGUAUAAAAAUUGGAUGGAUCAACAUGCAGUACCUGAUCCUAUCGUAAAAAAUAUGUUCAAUGGAUCUUUAGAAGCAGUUCAAGAAUAUUUUUCUUGUCCCAUAUUACUCUAA
This is a messenger RNA of Rhizophagus irregularis DAOM 181602=DAOM 197198, 750 nucleotides long. RefSeq lists its product as uncharacterized. Lineage: Eukaryota; Fungi; Glomeromycota; Glomeromycetes; Glomerales; Glomeraceae. The record is from RefSeq and is a predicted model, not a curated record.